This is a messenger RNA of Macadamia integrifolia, 654 nucleotides long. RefSeq names its product probable disease resistance RPP8-like protein 4. The coding region runs from base 1 to 654 and encodes 217 amino acids. Lineage: Eukaryota; Viridiplantae; Streptophyta; Magnoliopsida; Proteales; Proteaceae. Gene Ontology annotation, molecular function: alpha-tubulin binding. The record is from RefSeq and is a predicted model, not a curated record. Gene Ontology annotation, biological process: protein folding. The transcript has a single exon.
AUGACCAAUUUGAUUAAUCUCCAAGAACUGAAGAUCAGAAGAAUAGGGGCAUCAAAAGUGGAGUCAGUGUUGUCAUCAAUUGCUAAGUUGAACAGAAUUCAAUCAUUGGAACUGCAUCUAUCAACUCAUCCAGAGUAUGUGGCAUUUCCAACCCUGGUACCCUUCUCUCAUUGUCAUCACCUUCGAGCUCUAAGCUUAUGGGGAAAGAUAGAAAGGUUACCAGAAGAUCCAUACCAUGAAUUCCCACCCAGAUUGACUGAAUUAUGCUUGGGGGAUUCAAUGGUAGGGCCAGAGGCAAUUGCCAUAUUGGAAAAGUUGCCCAAUUUGAUGUCCCUUUCUUUAUCCAUAAAUUCAUAUAUGGGGAAGGAAAUAGAAUGUUCUACACAGGGCUUUCCCCAACUCCGUAUGUUAGGCAUGGAUUGGUUGGAAUCAAAGGAGUGGGAAAUCAAGGGAGGAGCAUUACCGAGGCUUAACCUUCUACAUAUUGAGGAUUGCUACAAUUUGAAGAAGAUACCUAUUGGAUUGAGGUUUGUUGCCUCCCUCCGGGUGUUGGAAUUAUGUGAUAUGUCUGAAGAAUUUUGGGACAGAUUUCAUAGAGGAGAGGAUGCCCAUGAAAUCAGAUGCAUCCCUUCCAUUGUUAACAUCAGAAGGUGA